This is a messenger RNA of Impatiens glandulifera, 1841 nucleotides long. RefSeq names its product 9-cis-epoxycarotenoid dioxygenase NCED3, chloroplastic-like. The transcript has a single exon. NCBI's taxonomy places the organism in Eukaryota, Viridiplantae, Streptophyta, Magnoliopsida, Ericales, Balsaminaceae. Bases 31 to 1785 code for a protein of 584 amino acids. Gene Ontology annotation, biological process: carotene catabolic process. Gene Ontology annotation, molecular function: carotenoid dioxygenase activity. The record is from RefSeq and is a predicted model, not a curated record. Gene Ontology annotation, cellular component: chloroplast stroma.
UUUAUUCUACUUCAUCAUAAACACGACAAUAUGGCUUCUUCUUCUUGUUCCUCAGCUAAACUAGUAAAUCCAUCUAAUCAUUUCUUUUAUAAUCCUCGCUUAAGUUCUUCUUCCUCAUCAAUUUCAUUCUCAUCCAAUCCCAACAAGAACAGCAACAACAAACAUAGAAUAAAUUGCUCUGCCUCUAAUAAUAUCUUCAACUUCCUCAAUCACUCCACUAACAUAACUAAUCCCAAUCCAUUCAACAUCUUCCAGAAAGCCGCCGCCGCAAUCCUAGACGCCGCCGAAACUACCUUGGUCGCGCAUGAGACCCAAAAACCCUUAUCAAAAACCACUGACCCACGUGUUCAAAUUGCCGGUAAUUUUGCUCCGGUGCCAGAGCAACCCGUACACAGAAACCUCCCUGUUGUCGGUCAAAUACCUGAUUCUAUUAACGGCGUCUACGUCAGAAACGGCGCUAACCCACUCUUCGAACCGGUUGCCGGUCAUCAUUUCUUCGAUGGAGACGGAAUGGUUCACGCCGUUAAGUUUGACAAAGGUUCGGCUAGCUACGCUUGUCGGUUCACUAAAACAGAACGCUUUGUUCAAGAAAAAGCAUUGGGUCGGCCGGUUUUCCCUAAGGCGAUUGGAGAAUUGCAUGGACAUUUAGGAAUCGCGCGUUUGAUGUUGUUUUACGCUAGGGGGUUAUUUGGAAUCGUUGAUCAUAGUCGCGGCUCUGGCGUUGCUAACGCUGGUUUGGUUUACUUUGACGGACGUUUACUUGCCAUGUCAGAAGAUGACAUUCCUUAUCAUGUCCAGAUUACUGACGCCGGAGACCUUAAAACCGCCGGCCGGUAUGAUUUUAACGGGAAGCUUAAAACAGCCAUGAUCGCACAUCCAAAAGUCGACCCUGUUUCCGGCGAGCUAUUUGCAUUGAGCUCUGAUGUUGUUCAGAAACCUUAUCUUAAAUACUUUAGAGUCUCACCCACCGGUGAGAAAUCACCGGACGUGGAAAUUCCCUUGCCGGAGCCGACAAUGAUGCAUGAUUUCGCCAUAACAGAGAACUUCGUAGUAAUCCCAGAUCAGAAUGUUAUUUUCAGACUACCUGAAAUGAUCCGGGACGGAUCUCCGGUUGUCUAUGAUGAUAAAAAGGUUUCUAGAUUCGGGGUUUUGGAUAAGAAAGCCGAAAAUGCAGAUCAAUUAGUUUGGAUCGACGUGCCGGAUUGUUUCUGUUUCCAUCUCUGGAACGCAUGGGAGGAAAUGGAGACCGACGAGAUUGUCGUGGUCGGAUCCUGCAUGACGCCGGCGGACUCCGUUUUCAACGAGUGCGAUGAAAGCUUGAAGAGCGUGUUAUCAGAAAUUCGGCUAAAUCUGAAGACAGGAAAAUCAACCCGGCGGCCAAUCAUGAAAGAAACCGAUCAAGUAAACCUAGAAGCGGGAAUGGUGAACAAGAAUUUACUAGGGAGAAAGAGUCAAUUCGCAUACUUGGCAAUUGCAGAGCCAUGGCCGAAAGUAUCUGGGUUUGCAAAAGUGGAUCUUUUCUCCGGCGAGGUAAAGAAGUUCAAUUACGGGGAUAACAAAUACGGCGGCGAGCCAAUGUUUGUUCCUGGUAAACUGGGUAGUGAAGAAGAUGAAGGAUAUAUAUUGGCAUUUGUUCAUAAUGAGAAGACAUGGGAAUCAGAGCUUCAAAUAGUAAACGCUAAAAGUAUGGAGCUUGAGGCUACAGUGAAUCUCCCGUCGAGAGUUCCGUAUGGAUUUCAUGGGACUUUCAUUAGCGAAAAGGAUCUAUUCUUAACCCAACGGUGAUUAUAGAUUGAUCAUAGAUAGAAAAUCAUUCAUUCUUUAUUUAAUUUGAACAAAGG